Molecule: messenger RNA, 1435 nt
Organism: Vigna umbellata (rice bean)
Lineage: Eukaryota; Viridiplantae; Streptophyta; Magnoliopsida; Fabales; Fabaceae
Product: homogentisate phytyltransferase 1, chloroplastic-like
Cellular component (GO): membrane
Molecular function (GO): prenyltransferase activity
Source: RefSeq, a predicted model, not a curated record
AAUAUGGUAUCUAGUAGUAUGAACUGUGCCAGAGAGCCUCUUGUAAACAAACUACAACCAACCAUCAAUGGUUUCUAUCCUUGUUGGGUCUUUCCCUGUAGCUUCUUCUUCUGGUUCUUACGUAAAAGAAGCUACAAGGUACAAAACUGAGAAAAUCCAGAAUAACUAUCAUAUCACGAGGCAUCAUCAGAAUCAUUACAGAGGCAUUAAGGUUGGAUCCACAUUUCACCAACGUGCUAGAAGAUAUGUUGUGAACGCAGGCAGUGGAGAAUCAUUUGAAUCUGCUAAACCUCAACAUUUUCAAAAAACCAAUAGGGGCUCUAUCAAAUAUUACUUGGAUGCAUUUACCAGGUUUCUCAAACCAAACAUACUCAUUGCCACAGCAAUAAGCAUAACGUCUAUGUCUCUCCUUGCGGUAGAGAAGUUAUCAGAUAUUUCUCUAACAUAUUUCAUUGGCUUGUUCCAGGCCAUAGUAGCUGCUGCUUUGAUGGCCUGUUAUCUUACAGUCUUGAAUCAUUUAACUGAUGUUGAAAUAGACAAGAUAAACAAGCCGAAUCGUCCAUUGGCAUCAGGGGAGUAUUCUUUUGAGACUGGUUUUAUUCUCACUGCAGCAUCUUUGAUUCUGAGUUUUGGGAUUGGAUGGAUUGUAGGUUCACCUCCAUUGCUGUGGGCUCUUUCCAUCACUUUUUUGCUUGGGACUGCUUAUUCAAUCGAUCUACCCCUGUUGAGAUGGAAGAGAAUUGCAGUGCUUGCAGCCAUGUGCAUUGUAGUUGUUCAAGGAAUAAUCUUUCAAGUUGCCUAUUUUCUUCAUAUGCAGACCUAUGUGUUCAAGAGGCCAACUAUGCUUCCAAGAUCAGUGAUUUUUGCUACAACAUUCAUGAGCUUCUUCUGUUUAGUUUUAGCACUGUUCAAGGAUAUACCUGACCAUGAAGGAGAUGAAAAAUUUGGCAUUCAAUCUUUGUCAGUGCAUUUGGGUCAGAAGAGGGUAUUCUGGAUUUGUGUUUCACUUCUUGAAAUGAUUUAUGGAGUUGCCAUUCUUGUGGGUGCAACAACAUGUUCCUACCACUGGAGCAGAAUGAUCACGGUUUCUGCACAUGGUGUUCUUGCUUCAGUCCUCUGGUAUCGUUCUAAGUCUGUUGAUGUGAAAAGCAGUUCUGCCACAGAAUCCUUCCACAUGUUUCUUUGGAAGCUAUUCUACGCAGAGUACCUCAUCAUACCUUUUAUCAUUUAAGAAUUCAGUGUCAUUUUUAUGCCCAUGAAUAUUUCGUAUUGUCUUUUUAUUAUAAAGUUAUAUUAUUUAUAACAAAAGUUCGUCAGAAAUGAAAAAUACCAUUGGGUAAAAAACAUUACUGGCGAUGAAUUUCCAAUUACAUAAAAUCUAUCUGUAUGUUGACGUAGCCAAUAAAAAACAGAUCCAGUUAUUUUCGAACAGAUA